CCCUUAUUUUGGUCAACCACAUACCCCUGCUUGCCCACUCUUGGUCAGUCAACCACAAACCUCUGCUUGUCUACUCCUAGCCAACCAGAGACCCCUGCUUGCCUACUCCUGGUCAACCAGAGACCCCUGCUCCCUCUUCUAGCCCCACUGUUAUUUUCAGUCACUUUUGGCUUCCUUGAGUCCAUUUUGGGCUGCAGUGGCUGUUAACAAAAGUCCACCGCCUAAAACGGAACUCACUGCGCCUUGCUAAUUGCGGCCACAUCUGGCUUCCUCUGUGUUGGCUACUUAAGCUGUCACUUCCUGCUUCCCUGCAUGUGGAGUCUAUUUCAGGGGUUAAAGGGGCGCCUAAUCAUCUUAUCUCUGUGCACCAGGAAUCUGGGUGCUGAAAGCCGAGAUCUUGGAUCCGGGAUCAGAAACCCAAACCUCGGAUCGUUAACGGCCUGCAAAAUGCUAGAAGGCUCUGGAUGUAAAAAGCACUCACUAUAUAAGCAACCACGGAAAAGGGACAGAAGCGGCGAAAAUUUCCGGAAGCGAUGGCAGACCCUAGCCAAAACUGGUUAUGCUCUUCAUCAGGCCUACGGCGCUAGGAUCUAUUUCUCGAUAUCUAUCCCGAGGACACGAAGAGACUUCGUCUUCCGUUCAGAGAGGGAUGUCGUGCCCAUCUAGCCGGGUGAUUUGGAAACGAUGUAUCCCCAGCCAGUUAUAGUUACUGGGGAUGAGACUGAGGAGGCUUGAAAGCCCGACUUGAAGUCUACAGAGAAGUAGGGAGGAGGGAGAUUCUUAUUCUAUAUACGACAUCUAUAGGGAAAAACUGAACACGACUGUUGAAACAGCCCUGGUACUGUACUUUAUAGAGACAGCAAAUAUAGAAGAGAUUGUAAGGAAGUUUACAGCCAACGGCUAGACCGC
Chaetomium strumarium is the source of this 909-nucleotide messenger RNA. RefSeq lists its product as uncharacterized. The transcript is spliced from 3 exons. Lineage: Eukaryota; Fungi; Ascomycota; Sordariomycetes; Sordariales; Chaetomiaceae. Bases 313 to 666 code for a protein of 117 amino acids. The record is from RefSeq and is a predicted model, not a curated record.